This is a messenger RNA of Cynara cardunculus var. scolymus (artichoke), 1548 nucleotides long. Its product is annotated as cytochrome P450 94A1-like. The transcript has a single exon. Gene Ontology annotation, molecular function: iron ion binding; monooxygenase activity; heme binding. Bases 32 to 1516 code for a protein of 494 amino acids. The record is from RefSeq and is a predicted model, not a curated record. NCBI's taxonomy places the organism in Eukaryota, Viridiplantae, Streptophyta, Magnoliopsida, Asterales, Asteraceae.
AAAAUAGAAACUGUAGUCAAAGUCAACGAAAAUGUUCAUAGCCUCCCUCAUCUUUUGCUUUCUCCUUCCUCUUCUCUUCAUCUUCUUCAAACCCAAACCCCAUGCAAAAUUCCCACCAAAAUCGUAUCCCUUCGUCGGCCAUUAUCUUUCASUCUACGCCAAUCGCCACCGUCUCACUCAGUGGACGUCCGACCUUGUCCGGAGCUCCCCCACUUUAACCUGCGUCAUCCGCCGUCCUUUCGGUCAACAGCGUGUCAUCACCGCCGACCCCGCCGUCGUCCAGCACAUCCUSAAGACCAAUUUCUCAAUUUACCAAAAAGGAGAUAUCUUCCGAUCAACCCUCUUCGAUGUGCUCGGAAAUGGAAUCUUUAACGUCRAUGGGGAGGAUUGGAAGUUCCAAAGACAGCUUUCCAGCCAUGAAUUUAACACAAAGUCGCUUAGGCAUUUCGUCGAACAYGUAGUGGACGCCGAGCUUMACGAUCGUCUCCUCCCCAUYUUGACCGCCGCMGCUGCUAACGAUACUGUUCUUGAUUUCCAAGAUAUUCUUCAAAGAUUUGCRUUUGAUAAUAUUUGCAGAAUCGCAUUUGGGUAUGAUCCUGCAUACYUAACUCCAUCUYUACCACAAGCURAAUUUGCASUUGCUUUCGAAGAUGGUGUUCGUAUCAGCAGCGAAAGGUUCCGUUUGAUUUCGCCACUUCUAUGGAAGAUUCAAAAGCUUCUAAACAUCGGAUCGGAAAAGAGACUCAAAGAAUCCGUCGCCGAGAUCCGUGAAUUCGCCAUGAAAAUUUUAAAGGAAAAAAGGGAAGAACUCGCCGGCAAUCCUUCGAUUCAAUCCGUUGAUUUGUUGUCUCGAUUUCUGAGCUCCGGUCAUUCAGAUGAAAACUUCGUGAUCGAUAUCGUCAUCAGCUUCAUUCUCGCCGGAAGAGACACAACCUCGGCGGCGUUGGUCUGGUUUUUCUGGUUACUUUCUAAAAAUCCGGCGAUCGAAACUGAAGUUGUGAAUGAAAUCAAAGAGAAAUCAGAUUCCCCAAUUUACGAUGAAGUGAAAGAUAUGGUUUACAUCCAUGCUUCUCUGUGUGAAAGCAUGAGGCUUUACCCGCCGGUACCGGUGAACGGGAGGAUGGCUAACGCCGAUGACGUUUUGCCGGACGGAACCGUGGUGAAGAAAGGUGUUAUGGUGAGUUAUCAUCCAUAUGCAAUGGGAAGGGUGGAGAAGGUGUGGGGGAAAGAUUGGUCAGAGUUCCGGCCGGAGAGGUGGUUAGAGAAGGAUGAGAAAUCGGAGAAAUUGCGAUUCACGGCGAGGGAUCCGUAUACGUAUCCGGUGUUUCAUGCGGGCCCGAGGGUUUGUUUGGGGAAGGAGAUGGCGUUUUUGCAGAUGAAGAGGGUGGUGGCGGGUGUUUUACAGCGGUUUAUGGUGGUUCCGGUGGCAAAGGACGGUGGUGAGCCGGUUUAUGUGGCGGCUCUGACGUCGAAGAUGAAAGGUGGGUUCCCGGUGAAGAUUAUGGAACGAAAAUGACAUUAUUUAUUAGUAAUUUUUAUUUUUACACG